AUGAUCUGCUUUGGCUUUGGCAACAGAUUCAUCACAGCACUCACCUACCGGAUCCAAGCAUGGCUCUUGAACCCUGGAGGUACCUUUGGAGAUAUCAUCAGCCUUGCUGGAAAGGGCUUAUCAAAAGGGCCUUCCUUCAUUCCGGAGGAGCAGAUCAUACAGGUUCCUGAGGAGUUUGAGCACCAGCCGGGCAAGACUGAGGAGGUAACGAGAUAUGGAGGCAUGCAGUGCCGCGUAGCUUUUCGGAGCAGAGGACUACCUCAACCAGCAGCCGGAGUUGGAUCAGGGGAGAACGACAAUUUGGAGAAGAGCCUGAAUGGACUAUACUUCCUCCUCUACCUGGACAAGGUCCCCAUCUUCCUGAAGGAGCUCUACGCGCAGAUCACUGAGUUGCUGCUUUCCACCGAUCAGCCUCAUCGACAAGAAAGGCUCGUUGUGUUGGUCGGCAGUUUCCCAAGGGUGAAGAUUUUUUGA
Cladocopium goreaui is the source of this 474-nucleotide messenger RNA. NCBI's taxonomy places the organism in Eukaryota, Dinophyceae, Suessiales, Symbiodiniaceae. The record is from the annotation of a GenBank genome assembly.